CGGCUAAUUAUAUAUGGAAUGAAUAUUUAGAUCCUCAAACUUCUUCUAAACCUUUAAACGUUCCUCAAGAACUUUUAAAUCAAUGUAAACAAAAAAUUUCUCAAAAUUCAUUUACCAUCGAUUUAUUUGAUAAACUUCAACAACAUUGCUUUGAUUUAAUGUUACAAGAUUCUUUACCAAAAUUUACGCGUAAUUCGAUGGCAAUAUUAUCAUCACCUUCCUCAUCAGAAAAUUAUUUAAAUUCUUCAACCUCUUCUCUUUGUUAUCUUCGUCCCCCUGAUAAACAACCUUCUUUAAGAAAAUCACUUUCUUCUGGAUCACUUCGUGCUAAAAUGAAUUCUGCCAUUGCUUCAUUAAAAACAACUAGUGAAACUACAUCACAAACCACCUCACCUUAUAUUUCACCACCUCCAUCACCUAUUCCCCCACAAUUUUCAUCACAAUCAUCUGCAUCAUCUCCCACAUCCACUAGUACAUUCUCAAGCACAUCAUCUACAACAUCUACAUCAACUACGUUUUCAAUUCCAACAACCCCUACAUCAACGGUACCAGUGGUACCAAUUACAGUAAUAAAUAAUCAACAAAGAAUGUCAAUGGCAUCAGCUAUGUCCAUAUCACAUAUCACCAAAAGAAUGUUAUUAGGUCGUCGUAAUUCAACAAGUUCAAAUCAUUUUUCUGUAUCAGCACUUUCUUCUGUACUUUAUUUAAGUAGUCUAGAAAAAUUUCGAUGCAUGCCAAGUUCUUAUCCGUGUUCACCCGGGACAAAUAAUAAUGAUGAAAAUAAAAAAGAUGAUAGUGAUAAUUUUUCAUCUACUUGGCAAAAACUUCGAAGAAAUAUUUCUACACCUAAUUUUCAAUCUCGUCCAAGAUCACGUUCAAGUACACUGUUUAAUACCAAUAAUAAUAAUAAUAAUCAGGACAAUAGUAGUGAUAAAAAACUUCCACCACUCCCUAGUUAAAUUUAUUAUUAAAGACGAGAAUUAAAAAUAUGAUUUAGGUUUAGGAAUCCAUAAAAUUUACCUGUAAAACAUUAGUUAGGAUUCUUUAAAAUUUAAAAUAGAAAUUAUACAAUUAAACAUUUUUUAUUUAGAGGAAAAAAAAAAAAUAAUAA
Rhizophagus irregularis DAOM 181602=DAOM 197198 is the source of this 1111-nucleotide messenger RNA. The record is from RefSeq and is a predicted model, not a curated record. NCBI's taxonomy places the organism in Eukaryota, Fungi, Glomeromycota, Glomeromycetes, Glomerales, Glomeraceae.